AUGGAGGGCCGGUCUGGUGCCUCUUCGCUCCGAUAUUUGUCGGGCACCUCAUCAUUCGAGCCUCUCCGACCGCCAUCGCCAGAGUCCCUCGGCAAGCCAACCGGGCCCAAAACCUAUACCCGAAGCCGAAAAUGGCUCCGUCGUCUCGUACUCCUCUCCGUGGUCUGCGGCACCAUUUACGCCGUGGACAGCCGCUUCUACGCCUCUAGCCUAACGCGCACCUUUCGGACCUUUGGAACGGGUGCCCUCGUCGCCGUCGACUAUAAGCUCAACUUCCGCCCGCAGCCCGUCACCGGCGGCACGAUCCAGGAUGUACACCGCCGCAGCGCCGAGCGUCUGUUCGAGCUGCUGCGCACCAACGGCGGGCUGUACCUCAAGAUGGGUCAAGCUAUCGCGAUGCAGAGUGCCGUGCUUCCGCCCGAAUUCCAGCGCAUGUUUUCGCGCAUGUUUGACGACGCUCCACAGGACGAGUGGAGCGAUGUCGAGGCGGUAAUCCGGGAAGAUUUCGGGAAAGGAGCGGAAGAGGUGUUUGGUGUCAGCUUCACCGGAGAAGAAGGGAAGGGUCUCAUGGAGAGGAGAGCUAGGGCGAGUGCUAGUGUGGCGCAGGUCCACUGGGCAAGGCUAGCAGAUGGCAGAGAGGUCGCGAUCAAGGUGCAGAAGCGCGAGAUUUCCAAGCAAAUAUCGUGGGAUCUUUGGGCGUUCAAAGCCGUCACACGAAUCUUUAGCUACUGGUUCGAUUUGCCCUUUUACACCAUGAUACCCUUCAUCACAGAGCGCUUAGAAUUGGAAACCGACUUUGUGAACGAAGCGAAGAAUUCGGAGACCAUGAAGAAGCUUGUCGCUGGGGAACCCGCGUUGCGAGAGCGUGUCUACGUACCCAUCGUCUACCCAGAAUUCACGACGCGGAGAGUGCUCGUCACUGAGUGGAUCGAAGGUGUCCGGCUCACGCUUCAAGCCCCUGACGUGGACAGGGCACGGCGCGAACUCCGUCAGAGGCCUCUGUACGAACAGCUCAAGCCGGAGAGACUAGAGUGGAAGGGUAAAAGGGGCAAGGGUGGGCUUGGGGUGAGCUCGAAAGAAGUAAUGAGGACCAUGGUGGAUUUAUUCUCGGCACAGAUAUUCAAGUGGGGUGUGGUGCACUGCGACCCUCAUCCGGGCAACAUUUUCAUCCGGCGGAAGCCCAAUGGCAAGGCGCAGCUCGUGCUCAUCGACCACGGUCUCUACGUUUACAUGAACCCCGGCUUCCGGCAACAGUAUAGUCUAUUUUGGAAGUCACUCAUGACCUUUGACCAGAAGACGAUUGUCGACAUCACCGAACAGUGGGGCAUCAGAGCAUCGGAGGUGUUUGCGAGCGCCACACUGAUGCGGCCGUACGAGGGCGAGGAGACCAAGAAAUUCAUCAAGCAGCUCGAGGGCAAGUCGGCCUCGGAGAAGCAAUUCUUGGUGCACCAGAAAAUGAAGGCGAGUCUCAAAGACUUCCUCACGGACGAGGACAAGUGGCCCAAGGAACUCAUCUUCAUCGGCCGCAACAUGCGCAUCGUGCAGGGGAACAACCAGUACCUCGGCUCCCCCGUGAACCGCAUCAAGCUGAUGGGCGAGUGGGCGAGCAGCAGCCUCUACACAGAUCCCGACCUUCCGCUGCGGCGGAGGUUGGUUAACGCGUGGAAGCACCUGCUCUUCAAGACGGUCCUCGCCGCCACCGACGUUGCCUUUUAUUUCUUCAGGCUCCGGCAGCUGCUGGGCUGGGGAGGGGGCAUGGAGGAUGAAGUUGAUCGGCACAUGAGGGACAUGGCUCACGGGUUUGGCGUGGAGAUUCAAGAGGAUGUUUUUGCUGGGUAA
This is a messenger RNA of Parascedosporium putredinis, 1839 nucleotides long. The record is from the annotation of a GenBank genome assembly. NCBI's taxonomy places the organism in Eukaryota, Fungi, Ascomycota, Sordariomycetes, Microascales, Microascaceae.